Messenger RNA from Acanthosepion pharaonis, 642 nucleotides. NCBI's taxonomy places the organism in Eukaryota, Metazoa, Mollusca, Cephalopoda, Sepiida, Sepiidae. The record is from the annotation of a GenBank genome assembly.
AUGAGUCUUUUCGAAUCAUUAUUUUUUACUGUAAUUUAUCGAAAAGGGAUAUUGUUCCAUUUUAUACUGCUUAUUUUACGGUCGUCUAGUACUAAUCAUCUUUUUCGUACUUUUUGCUUUCUUUCUUUCUUUCUUUCUUUCGUUCGUUGGCUAUCUAUCUAUCUAUCUAUCUAUCUAUCUAUCAGACUAAUCAUAUAUUUCUUUUCUCUUUCUUUCGCUAUCUAUCUAUCUAUCUAUCUAUCUAUCUAUCUUAAUCAUAUAUUUCUUUCUUUUUCGAAUCAAUUACAUAUUUCUUUCUUUCUUCUAUUGUUCAUAUUGACAUCUAUCUAUCUAUCUAUCUAUCAGACUAAUCAUAUAUUUCUUUUUCCUUUCUUUCGCUAUCUAUCUAUCUAUCUAUCUAUCUCAGUCUGUUCGUAUCUAUCUAUCUAUCUAUCUAUCUAUCUAUCUAUCAGACUAAUCAUAUAUUUCUUUUUCCUUUCUUUCGCUAUCUAUCUAUCUAUCUAUCUAUCUAUCUAUCUAUCUCUCUAUCUCAGUCUGUUCAUAUCUAUCUAUCUAUCUAUCUAUCUAUCUAUCUAUCUAUCUAUCUAUCUAUCUAUCUCAUCCUGUUUCUAUCUAUCUAUCUAUCUAUCUAUCUAUCACUGA